AUGGAUCAUUAUCACGCAGAAGGGCCAGAGCCCAUUGCUAUAGUGGGUAUAGGUUGCCAGCUGCCUGGGAAUAUUCGGAGUACAACGGACUUCUGGAAUUUUCUGAUGUCUGAGGGCUGUUCCAAAACCGACAGGGUGCCUAGCUCGCGAUUCAACAUUGACGCCUAUCUUCAUUUGGAUAAUGGGCGACCUGGAAGCUUCAAUGUCCCGGGUGGGCACUUUCUACACGAUGAUCCUCACGCAUUUGAUCCUAGCUUGUUCAAGAUAUCCCCGGUUGAGGCCAUGUGGAUGGAUCCGCAGCAGAAGAAGUUGUUGGAAGUCGUCUACGAGGCUUUGGAGAACAGUGGGACUACUCUUGAGGACGCAGCCGGCCGAAACACGGGCUGCUAUAUUGGAUGCUUUUCUUAUGACUUUCAAUUCAUGACGAUGAAGGAGCCCGACUUUAGGCACGCCUAUACGGCGACGGGUGUUGAUACAGGUAUACUCGGAAACCGUAUCAGCUACGUCUUUGACCUUAAGGGCCCCAGCCUAACUGUCAAUACUGCUUGUUCGUCAUCGUUAUACGCCCUGGAUCUUGCCUGCAAGGCGAUUUCUACUGGCGAAUGCGAUAGUGCUAUAGUAGGAGGCACUAAUAUCAUUAUGACUGUAGAUCAGCAUAUGAAUACGGCUAAGCUGGGGGUUUUGUCCCCGAGUAGUCGAUCACGCCCCUUUGACCAGGCGGCCGACGGGUAUGGACGAGCUGAAGGUGUGGGAGCUCUAUAUCUCAUGCCGCUAAGCUUGGCUAUUCGGGAAGGGAAACCUGUUCGUGCGGUAAUUAGGGCUACCGCAACCGGGAGCAAUGGUAAGCAUGGAGAUGGGGUCAGUGGUAUCACUCAUCCGAGUAUAGAGGGCCAAGCAGAUGUCAUCUCCUUGGCCUAUAGGCUGGGGAAAUUGUCGCCGAGUGAGACGAGAUAUGUAGAGUGCCACGGUACCGGAACUCCUAUUGGAGAUCCUGCCGAAGUAAAAGCUAUUCACAAGGCGAUGGGCGCUUCUAGACCCCGAGAAGAUCCUAUACUUAUCGGGAGCGUAAAAUCGAAUAUCGGCCACAGCGAGGCGGCUAGUAGUAUAGGAACCUUGAUUAAGGCGGUGCUGGCUCUAGAGAACGGCAUCAUUCCUCCAACCGCCGGUGUUACGAAACUCAGUACGAGCAUACCUUGGGACGAAAUGAAUGUCAAGGUAGUUACAAAGCCUACUGGGUUUCCAGCUUCUGCGUCGUCGCGCCGGAUUGGCGUCAGCGCAUACGGGUAUGGAGGAACAGUAGCACACGCUGUUCUCGAAAGCGCACGGUCUGUCGCGCCUGAAUAUUCCGCGCACAGAUCCAUGCGCCAUCUUAAGGGUAUAGAAGAUGAACUGGGGUGCGUAGAGCCUGACGCCGGUCGGCCGCAUUUGCUGCUCUUUUCGGCCCAUGAUAGACCGACGCUCCAGAACAACAUCGAGGCGUUUUCAACUCGCUGCCAGGACGCCUCUCUUGUUGACCUUGCUUACACUUUAGGGCUUCGCAGGACGAAGUUCCAGGAGCGAGCUUUCGCUGUUGCCCGUAGAGAAAGCUUCGAGUCUGACGUAAAAGGCGCGCUCUGCGAAAUCAGCUCGGCUCCCCAAGAAGCAGCAUGUCUAGCCUUUGUGUUUACAGGUCAAGGUGCACAAUGGCCGCAGAUGGGCGCGACAUUGUUGAACGUAUUUCCAUCUGUUCUCCAGACGAUUCGCCGACUAGAUCGUCACUUGUCCACACUUUCGGUUCCGAAUUCGUGGAAUAUUGAAGAGAUUUUGACGAGCUCGAAAGAUGCGAACUUGAUGGAUGAUCCUCAAUACUCUCAACCGUUAUGUACGGCCGUGCAGAUCGCCGUCGUCGACUUGCUAACCCAUUGGGGAGUAAGGCCCUCUGCUACGAUCGGGCAUUCAUCUGGCGAGAUGGCCGCGGCUUACGCUGCUGGACUCAUCUCUGCAGAGGCCGCAAUCGCUGCUGCCUACUUUCGUGGACUAGUAGCCGCGAAUCUCAGCACGGAUGGUGCAAUGAUUGCUGUAGGAAUCGGCCCGGAAGAAGCUAGUCGUCUUGUUGACGAGCUUUCGUGCAACUCCGCGGUAGUUGUGGCUUGCCAUAACUCGCCCAAUAGCACUACCCUCAGCGGCGAUCGAGAAUCCGUAGAACGGCUUAAGGAGUUUUUUGACGAGAAGAAGAUCUUUGCGCGUAUGCUAAAGACGAAUGGAAAGGCUUAUCACUCGCACCAUAUGAAGGACGUCGCUGCAAGGUAUAUGGAGUUUCUAGAAAAGGAGCCAAGUCUGAUUUCGAACGCUCUCGCAAAAGUCCCCAUGUUUUCGACCGUCAGAACGGAAAAGCUGAACUACACAGAGGGAAGAAUUCCUGGAUCUUACUGGGUGGACAACCUUACCAACCCGGUUCUUUUCGAUCAAGGGGUCCAGUCCAUGUUAAACGAAAUGCCAGAGAUCAACCUUCUCGUAGAGGUUGGACCUCACUCGGCCCUGAGCGGCCCUAUCCGGCAAAUAUGCCAGGCCAUUAAUAAGAAAGGUGUAGGCUACCUGCCAACGCUCAAGAGAAAAGAGCAUGAUGGGGAUCAGAUGCUCCGACUUGCCGGAAGCCUAUGGAUAAGAAAUGCCGAUAUUGAUAUCGCCGCCGUAACCCAGGUUGAGAAGUUGCUUGAUAAUGGAUCGAUUGACGUGAGGACGGGAUCGCUCCUCGUUGAUCUUCCCACCUACCACUGGACAUAUCCGAAGCAUAGCUUUGCCGAAUCGCGCACCAGUAGAGAGCAACGCGCUAUGAAAGAGCCGCGUCAUGAUAUUCUUGGCCGUCGCGUCGCUGGUACCUCAGCAUUAGAAUUUCUCUGGCGGAAUAUCCUGCGUCAGAAAGAUAUACCUUGGAUAACCCACCAUCGUCUUGGGGGCGAGGUGAUGCUCCCAGCAACGGGAUACCUUGCGCUAGCUAUUGAAGCAAUUACACAGGUGAAUAUGGAAUCUAGAGAUCCAAUCGAGAUUCAUAGCUACACUAUGCGGGAUGUAGCCAUUACAUCCGCCAUCGUGGUUCCAGAUGAUGAUGAAGGGACCGAGACGUUAUUUCGCCUUCAGCCCGUGGACAAUCAGCUCGGCGCGUCUAAGAAUAGAGACGCAACGCGGUGGUUCUGGUUCUUCGUCUCAUCAUGUUCAUAUGGCGCGUGGAUAGAAGCCGCAACGGGUUUGGUUGCUCUUAAUGUAAAGGGCCGGGCCUCCGAUUACAAGCCUCAAGUGCUGCCUGAUACUCCCCAUCGUGCUUCCUAUAUCGAUUGGCUCGAGAAGAACCGUACUGUAGGUUUCGAUCAUGGACCAGCAUUUCAUCAUAUCAGUGAUAUAUACACGAACGAGAAAUUGCAUGUCGCUCGGGGAGAUAUAAGAAUCAGUAAAGAAUGCGGUCUGAUGCGUGCAGAGUCUCGAUACGUAUUGCAUCCCGCCGUUCUAGAUGCGUGCCUCCAACCUUUUCAUGCGACGAUGCACAGAGGGAAAAUUGACGACCUGCGAUGCGGCGUGAUCCCGACGCACUUUGGCGAGACUACUAUCUUUCCCCCGUCGGAUGAGCAGCUUGCUAGCCGAUGUGUGGUGCAGACUUGGUGUCCGCAGCUGGGUAACAGAGCAUUUUCGUCUAACGUGCAGCUCAUCGCACACGACGGACAACUCCUAGUCGAUAUGACUGAUUCGAGGUCACUCUUGUACAGGUCUGCUCUUCCACGAGGGAUCCAAGAAAAUCCCCAACAAGAUCUCUAUGUCAAGCUAGACUGGAAAAUCGACGCUGACUAUCUAAGCUGGGCAAACGAGGCGGGAGUUCUGUCGGAUCAGCCAUUAGCCACUAUCGUGAAUUCCAUGCUGCAUAAAAAUCCUGAUAUGCACGUUUUAUCUCUUGGCGACUCUCUUGUUCCGGUCGUUCUCGAAAUCAAGUCGUCCCUUGAGAUAACCAUCGCGGCUCCGUGCCAGGAAAUCAAAGAUGUUCUCAAAGCCCGGUAUUCUGCGUAUAAAGCGCUGAGCUUCGUUGAUCUUGAUGCUGGCGCUCCCGACAUUGUUAAGUCAAAUACAAGAUACGACCUGAUUCUUGCUUCGGCGAUCGACCAGGUUCGGAUGGCGACUUUAGAGCCGGUCCUUAGAGUUCUUAAUCCAGCUGGCACUUUAAUCCUUCUGACGAGUGCGGAUGAGAGUCAAGUAUGGAAUCGUACCCUAGAAGAUGUUGGAUUCUCCUGUGUUAUCGACCAAGCGUUGCCUGACGGCACCGUCACGAAGAUAGCCGUACACCUAAGCCCUUCAAUUUCAAACGGCGUCAAGUCGCACUGCGGCAAUAUUAAACUUGUUUAUCGAGACUCGCCCUCGCCGCUUGUAUCGGUGGUCUCUGACAGGUUCAAGAAUUACGGCUGGAACGUAAAUUCGUUACCAAUUAGCUCCGUCGACAAGGGCUCGGGCGAGCAAGUCAUUCUACUAGAUGACGCCGAUAUUCCGUUACUCGCGUGUCUAAACGAGCAAGAUUUGGCCGGGCUGAUAAACCUUACCGAGAGCGCAUCAGCAUUCACUUGGGUGACGUGCGGCGGCCUGCUCACCGGCGAUAAACCGGAGUGCGGCAUGACUGCGGGCGCCGCUCGGACGCUCCGCCGGGAGAAAGGGUCUCUGGAUCUCGUGACUGUCGACUUCGAUGCUGAAAACACGCCGAGGACUCGCGUAGCCGCGCUCCUUACAGACAUAGCUGACCGUCAGAGGACUAAGGGUAGGAAUGGGGAGGUUGAAUAUUAUUUGAGGGACGGUAUCGUUCACAUAGGACGUCUCAUCCCGCAUCAUGACCUGAAUAGGCAGUUUGUACCCAACCCCAACGAAACCACUCCGGUUUACCAGCGCGAUCAUCCAGCAGUACGGGCGGAAAUUAAGAACGGGACGCCAAUUUUUCUCUUGGAUAACGACCGAGUGUCAGGGCCUAUACAACCUUAUGAAGUAGAAGUACACGUUGCAGCCAUAGGCCUCUCGGCGUUUGACGGCGCCGACGAGUCGACAUUUCUCAGUCAUGAGAUAGUUGGAACUGUGACGCGCGUUGGGAAGCAAGUGGACAACUUACAGCCUGGCACGAAAGUGGCUGGAUUCGCACUAGACCGUCUCGCAACUUUCCAGCGGACUUCUCCAGAACUUGUGCAGCCCCUACCGCAUAAUUAUAAUUCCUCGUUGAAGGAGGCGGCGACCUUGCCCUCCGCGUUCGCCACCGCUAUCUACGGUCUGGAGAUCUUAGCGAGAAUGGAGCCGAUAGAAAAUGUAGUGAUCAUCGACGGUAUGGGUGCAGUUGCCUUGGCCGCGAUUCAACUCUGUCGCGUGUCUAAGGCGAAUGCCAUCGUCGUUACCUCGUCGGCUGCCGCAGAAGACUAUAUCCGGGAUAAUAAGCUACUCCCAUCGGAUCGUAUAAUCAAUAGCAGCAAUUCCGGUAUCGGUUUAAAGUUGCAGGAGGCAACAGCUGGGAAAGGAGUUGAUGUAAUACUCUGCUCGACAGCUACCGAUAAAGCGACCGUCGUUGAGUGUAGUCGAGAACUGACACUGUUUGGUAGAGUAGUGACGUUUGGUCAUACGAGCAACUAUAACCCUAUCAUAUCUUCAUUGUCGACAGAGGCCAAGAGUAUAAGUCUCUUUCAUUUCGAUAUUGCUGAGAUUAUUCGGCACAGGAAAGGGUCAAUAGCAAGGGUUCUCGAGCGAUGCAUGAAACUAUAUGCUGCAGGAGAUAUCGAACCACUUCGUCCGCUUAAUGUCAUCGGGCCUACCGAAAUUAGUGAGGCUCUGCAGUCUAUCCCAAGUGAUAUGAUAUCGGGCAAGAUCGUCGUUUCUUACGACCAAGAUGCGCUUUUCAAGGUCGUCCCUUCACGAGAACAACUAAGGUUCAAGGAGGAUGUCACUUACCUAAUGGUAGGUUGUCUCAGCGGGCUUGGACGUCAGGUCGCUCUCUGGAUGGCGGAUCGGGGUGCGAAACACCUUGCCUUUAUAUCGCGGACAGGUACCGACAAUCCCGUAGCCGCAAUGACCGUUCAGUCCCUCCGAGACAGAGGGACUGAAGUAUUGGUGUUGCGUGCGAAUAUAACCUGUCGAGACGAGCUUACCGAAGCCAUCGCCAAGCUCGAUCCUGCCUUUCCCAUACGCGGCAUCGUCAACGCGGCUACCGUCUAUCGCGAUGCUACUUUUUGGAACAUGACAAUAAGCGCCUGGCAAGAAGUAGUCGAUACGAAAGUUAGGGGUUGUUUGAACCUGCACGAGGUGCUCAAACACGAGACCCUUGACUUCUUCGUCAUGACCAGCUCCAUCUCAGCAACUCUAGGCUCUAGUGGGCAAACCAAUUAUAGCGCCGCAAACGCAUUUCUCGAUUCUCUAGCACGCCACCGUCGAGCGCGCGGCCUUCCCGCCGUCUCGCUCAUCCUCCCGGCCGUCUUUGGAAUCGGCCACAUCGCUGACGACCCUGAGCUCGAGAAGUCUAUCAGAAUGAAGGGCAUGUACGGAAUCCGGGAGAAAGAGAUGCUCGAAGCAUUUGAAGUGGCUAUGACACCGCAGAGCAAACUACCCUCCGAUUUCGACCACGUCGUAGUAGGCAUUCAGCCCCGUCGCUUCGGGCACGCCGUCAAGACGUCCGGUGUUCAUGCUCCUUGGGAAGGUGAUCCACGGCUCAGUUGGAUAGCAACUGCGGUAGAAGGGGAGACCGGGAAUGAGAAGACGUUGGGAGCCAGUAGUACGGAUAACAUUAUGACUACGAUCCGAGAAGCGUCUAGCGGAGCGCAGGCCGUCGAGGCCGUCACAGAAUAUUUAAGUCGGCGGCUAGCAAGAUUGCUAAUGACUGACAAUGAAGUCAUCCAGGCGACACGCAAAUCGCUCGCAAGCCACGGGCUCGAUAGCAUGAUUGGCGCCGAGUUCCGCAACUGGAUAUUCCGCGAAUUCAAAGUCGACGUACCAUUCCAACAACUUUUAGCGGGCAGCUUAACAAUUGCGGAUUUGGCAGCGAUGUUAUGUGAGAAAGCUACCAAAACAUGA
Daldinia loculata is the source of this 7050-nucleotide messenger RNA. Its product is annotated as putative polyketide synthase. The coding region runs from base 1 to 7050 and encodes 2349 amino acids. The transcript is spliced from 11 exons. Gene Ontology annotation, molecular function: oxidoreductase activity; phosphopantetheine binding; fatty acid synthase activity. Gene Ontology annotation, biological process: secondary metabolite biosynthetic process; fatty acid biosynthetic process. Lineage: Eukaryota; Fungi; Ascomycota; Sordariomycetes; Xylariales; Hypoxylaceae. The record is from RefSeq and is a predicted model, not a curated record.